Molecule: messenger RNA, 939 nt
Organism: Hansenula anomala
Lineage: Eukaryota; Fungi; Ascomycota; Saccharomycetes; Phaffomycetales; Wickerhamomycetaceae
Product: Eisosome component PIL1/LSP1 family protein
Exons: 1
Coding region: 1-939 (312 amino acids)
Biological process (GO): endocytosis; eisosome assembly; negative regulation of protein kinase activity
Cellular component (GO): plasma membrane; eisosome filament
Molecular function (GO): lipid binding
Source: RefSeq, a predicted model, not a curated record
AUGCAUAGAACUUACUCUUUAAGAAAUUCGAGAGCUCCAACUGCUUCUCAAUUACAAUCACCACCUCCUCCAACUUCAACAACAAAGUCAAAAUUCUUUGGUAAAGCUGGUAUCGCUUCUACAUUUAGAAAAAACGCUGCUGGUAACUUUGGUCCUGAAUUGGCUAGAAAAUUAUCUGCUUUAAUCAAAUUGGAAAAGAAUGUCUUGAGAUCAAUUGAGUUAGUUGCUAGAGAAAGAAGAGAAGUUGCUAAACAAUUAUCAAUCUGGGGUGAAGAUAACGAUGAUGAUGUUUCCGACGUUACUGAUAAAUUAGGGGUUUUAAUUUAUGAAAUUGGUGAAUUGGAAGAUCAAUUCAUUGAUAAAUAUGAUCAAUAUAGAAUCACUUUGAAAUCAAUUAGAAACAUUGAAGCUUCAGUUCAACCAUCAAGAGAUCGUAAACAAAAAAUCACUGAUGAAAUUGCUCAUUUGAAAUAUAAAGACCCACAAUCUCCAAAAAUUAAUGUUUUAGAACAAGAAUUGGUUCGUGCCGAGGCUGAAUCAUUAGUUGCUGAAGCUCAAUUAUCAAACAUCACUAGAGAAAAAUUAAAAAUUGCAUUCAACUAUCAAUUCGAUGCUGUUAGAGAAUUGGCUGAAAAAUUUGCAUUGAUUGCAGGUUAUGGUAAAGCUUUAUUAGAAUUAUUAGAUGAUGCUCCAGUUACUCCAGGUGAAACUAGACCAGCUUAUGAUGGUUAUGAAGCUUCAAAACAAAUCAUUAUUGAUGCUGAAAAUGCUUUAGCUUCAUGGACUUUAGACCAAGCUGUUGUUAAACCAGCUUUAUCAUUACACCACACUUCAGAAGAUGUUUAUGAACCUGCUGAAGAAGAAGCUGCUGAAGCUGAAUGGGCUGAAGAACAUGAACAAGCUGAAACUGAACCAGUUGAAGAAACUACUCGUGUUUAA